CGGAAGUAAGGGAACGUUAAGGGAGCUGGAGAACUAGUGAUCAGUUGUGAAUCAUGGCCCGUUUGGAGGUGACCACAGCUCUCCUGGCCUGUCUGGUCUUUACACAGGUCACUCUGAUAAGGACAGAACGCUUGGGCCUAGGCCUGAACAAUUUGGGCGCGCUAAACUCUGUGGAAGCGAGAAUGAUCAACACUAUCCCUACCCAUGCAUUUCCGUCUUUUGUGGGGUCUUCGAGGAAAAUCAGCGUCAUCUACUUCUACAAGAGAGGCGUGCGCCAUCUUGGGACCGCCCUUAGACAUUUUGACGAGGCCAAAAGGGAAAAGAAGUUAAAGAAGACCGCUCAGUUUGCAAAGGUGAAUUGUACCAAAGAUCCUGCUAUUCCUCACUGUAGCGUCGAGAAGUCGCAUCACUUUGUUUACAUUGUCAGUCAAGGUUUGGUGAAGGAUGCGGUACCGAUCAGGGAGAUCACCGAAGCAGACGUUAUAAUUUACAGGAUUUUUCAGAUUCUAUUGGACAAAUCUUUGAAGAAGAUCAAGACGGCGAAAAAGCUUGUAGCCCUACAGAAGAGCGUUACUGGACACCAGGACAUCAUUGUCAGCUAUCAGAUGGAGGGGAAGCCAUUCGAGCGCAGAUUGUUUCUGGAAUUUGCCAUGGAUCAUCAGAAACAAUUCAUGUUCGUCGUGACAACGAAAGAAAAAAUCCCACGAAUUCUUAGCGGUGGCAAACUUCCGAGCAUACCGACAACCUGGUAUCUACACUGCGUGGAGGAAAAAGAAGGCAGCGAAACGUGUCGGAGUACAGCCUAUCGCGGUCUCCUGCGGUCAGAUGGCCUCCUAAACUUUAUACAGGCAGUCAAACUCCCUAACGUGAUGACAUUUUCGGACCAAGACCUGACAACUUGCAGGACCCUGGGUCUACAUGUUAUUUACGUCUUCACCAACACGGAAAUGACGUCUGAAGCCACGGAAGUGGCUACACGUUUAGGACAGGCUUUCCGGGGUGCUGCCGGCAUCAUGGUCACAAACCUUGACAGGAUCUCGAAGUCGAGAUUACAAGCAGUCGGUGUGAACAUGACGAGGGAAGUUGAGUUACCAGCAGUAGCCAUCCAAGCAAAUGGACAUGGGAAUCUGCACUUCGUGGGCGGGUUUGUUGCUGGCAGUCUGCUGGAGCGUCUACAAACGUACGUGACGUACUACGAGGCCUUACAGGUUCAUAAAGAACAUCAAACGAAGAAGCGGAAAACAGAUAAAGAUGGCCAAGGAGACAUUGUAGCCAUUGUUGUAAACAAGGAUAUGGUGAACACCAUUAACAUGAAGCACAUCUCCACCCUAACGGACAAAACGUUUUCAAGAGUUGUGGAAGAGGAGCGUUUAGUAGUGAUCGUGUUCCACUUGAAAUGGGAUGUACGGUCAAAGGCCUUUAUGCAUAGUUACUCGGAGGCGUCCAUGGAGCUGACAGCCGAUGCUCGGUGCAAUGUAACUCUGGCACAAGUUCUUUGUGACGACUGGACCGACGUCUGCAGACUGAACAGCAUCGCGGCCUACCCGACGGUCAGAGUCUUCACUGAAGGGACAUUUCUGAAGGAUUACAAAGGGAUGUUGGACACUACUGAGUUCGUGAACUUUGUGAAGUUACUCCAAAUGGAAGCACCAAUAGAGAUCAAGUCUGUAGAUGAUGCGGCAGCUUUCAUCGCAGGGACGUCACCCGACCUGCUCAAAGAUUCCGCUCAUACGGCUGUAGUGGGGGGCUUCAAAUCACGGGAUCAGGAAGAGUUUAAGAUAUUUAAGCAGGCUGCACGUGACCUUCAUGGAUACUUUGUCCUUGGCGCUGUGACAGAUGAGAAACUGGCUGCAGAAGUUUGCUCCCAGUUUGACGCCGAGGUACCCUGUGCCGUGGUCGUGAAGAGAAAUGAUGACCAUCAACAACACAAGGUCUUUCAAGAAGACGCUGUGGACACGGAAGCUCUUAUCAACUUUAUUCAAGUCGCAAGUCUUCCAGUUUUUGCAAAGUUGACGGUACGAAGCUUCCCUGCCCUGUCCCGGAUGAAUAAGCCGUUCGUGAUUUUAUUCGGCGGCUCUGACAGUGAUCUGGGAGCGAUGGGGAAAAUUGCAGCUUCAGAGCAAAUCAACGCAGUCUUCUCGUGGAUGGACUUAAAUGACCCGGACAAGUUAGCAGUGGAGCUUCUCGAUGUUUACGCAGCAAGUACGGAUAUCCCUGCUCUAGUAAUGGUGGACCAUGCGACGGGAAGCAUCUGUCACUACCCGCACAGUGGUAAUUUUGAUUUGGAAGAGAUAAAGGCUUGGGUUGAAGAAUGCAAAGACGACAAUGUCGUGAAGACUGGUAAAUUGCUGGAAGAGAAGUGGAAGCCGGUGUUUCCUGCCAAAGGUUUUCUCCACCGCCUCGAUGCCAUAGGAGACAGCGCCAAACAGCUACAGCAGCCACGGUCCCCUUCUGAUGAAGACGAAGAAGAUGAAGGAAAGGCUCUUGCUUAUCGAACACAAAUGGUUGUACAGAAUGAAGAAAAACAGAAAAAGGAGGAAAAAGAGAAAGCCUUUGAUGAAAAACAGAAAAUGGGUAGGGAUAAACAUAUUAGAGAGGAGAAGAAACAAAUGCAUAAUGAGGGAAAACAGAGAGAGGAUGCGGAGAAAGAGAGAAAGAGCAAAGAAAAACAGAAAAGUAAAAGUGAGGCCGAGGAGAUGCCACGAGAUGAACUGUGACAUCUAUAUAGUAUUGUGUUAACUUAUAUUACUCCUAGUUUAAUGGGUAUUUGAUGACCAAGCUCAAGAAAAAUUUGAAAAGAAAGUAAAACCCUUUUGAGGCCAGACCUAUCUAGUAGUAGUAGUUACCUAUAUGCAAUGAUGACACUAUGCGAGAGAAAGGAGUUUUCAUUUAACACGUUUUCAGACUGUUUUGCAAGACAUUAAUAGCACUGUCAUUGGUAUGAUCUUCCAAUUUUUGCGCGGGCUUGUUGAGACAAAGAUUCUAGUUAGCGUGCCUGCCAAAUGAGAUAACUCGAAAAUUAGUCGCAAUAAGUUGAGAUAGUAACAGGUUUCUUUACAUGUGUAUUCCAAUAUGUUGUUGUUAAGGUAAAUACAGGUAGCCUGGUUACCAGACCUAUUAUAGCUCCCGAGUCCUACAUCCUCUUCUACUUGCGGAGAGAAUGUAGGACACGGGAGCUACAAUAGGUAUGGUAACCAGGCUAAAAUACAGGUGCUUGAUAAAAGGCAUGGUGCUAAAAUAAUGGUUUUGUCAUUUACUUAUCUAUAUGGCGUUAUCUAUAAAUCCGCUAUAUCUUGUGAUGUCCCAGGAAAGUACACAACAACAGCCAGUCAAUAUAAACAACAGUAGAACGUUCCGUAGCAUUCUGUAGCAGAAUUCAUCUGUUAUUCACAACACAGACGUGGGACUUUGACAUUGUUGCGUGCAGCACGAUAAAUCAUCCCACAUUAACAACACUCCUCCCACAAAGCUUUCAGCGGUUGCUUAGCUAUAGCCAAAACACAGCGCUCGGUGACCAUAUUACUGUGUGAGAUGAAUGCAUUACAGUAUACGUAGAAACAGCCUGUCGAAGAUGUCUGGGGAGUUUGACCAAAGAACAUGACCCGUGUUAAGAAGUGGGUUUUGUCUGGGCUGUGAUCGAUCCACAGUCGUGAACCUGCCUGUCAGAUCUUCAUGCCGUGAAUGUGCCUGGACUAUACAGUAUGUUAUAAGCAAAGGUUAGGUAAGCUUGUUCUAGACUUCUAACACCAAGUUUAAGACAUGGCAUGAAGAGGACUUAAUG
Messenger RNA from Branchiostoma belcheri (Belcher's lancelet), 3781 nucleotides. Its product is annotated as thioredoxin domain-containing protein 16-like. The transcript has 20 exons. NCBI's taxonomy places the organism in Eukaryota, Metazoa, Chordata, Leptocardii, Amphioxiformes, Branchiostomatidae. The coding region runs from base 54 to 2717 and encodes 887 amino acids. The record is from RefSeq and is a predicted model, not a curated record.